AUGUAUAUCAGAUCUGCGUCCGCUUUCAACGCUGAUCCUCAAUCAUACGAGAUGCCCUCAACAGCCGCAGUUGACAAAGCAAUGAACCAUGUCAUGGAGAGUGUCUUGAUUGCCAUGAGUGUCGGAACUCUGUUCAUCAUCGCUAUGCUUGGGGCCAUAUGGGUCUACAUCGGCAAGCCGAAAAGCGAGAAAUCAGGAGAGUCAGAGGAACAAAACAUUGCGUCGAAGGAAGGACAAGUUCAACUUGAACCGAUCAAAGCUGAGAUCUCGCUACUAGAACUGGCACACGUGAAGGCCGGUAAGAAGUGA
Glarea lozoyensis ATCC 20868 is the source of this 309-nucleotide messenger RNA. RefSeq lists its product as uncharacterized. Lineage: Eukaryota; Fungi; Ascomycota; Leotiomycetes; Helotiales; Helotiaceae. The record is from RefSeq and is a predicted model, not a curated record. The transcript has a single exon. Bases 1 to 309 code for a protein of 102 amino acids.